AUGCCCGAAGCUGCUUCAACACCACCCUCGAGGGCCUUGCCACCUGUUCCCGUUGACGAAGAAGCCUACGGCGCACAUCGCCCCGACUUGAACGGCUCGAGUAGUUUCCAGCAUCGCAAACCGCCCACCGCGCGGCACUCUUCCACACCCUCUUUCAGCAUCACCGAGCACAACAACACAGCAGCAGGAGGACGCGAUUCGAGACAAUCCGGAUCUUCCUUCAACCAAAGCUCCGACGGCCAUUCAAGAACGCCCUCACGAGAAACACCAGACCUCGAGUAUAGGUUCUCGGGGAGCUCGAUUCCGCCCGCACAAGACAUCCCCUUCAGACAGCUGCAUAUCAGCGACGGAUCGUACGGGAGUCGGUUCUCACACGUUGCGGAAAUGGACGUUGCAAAAGCUCACGAUGAGACGGACAAUAUAUACACUCCCCAGGAGCAAUACCGGCCCGUAUCCUACCCGAACCAACCGACCCCGCCGGCUGCAACAUACCCUCCCCGCGAGACCGCACAAUCCCCGACGGCUGGGUCGCAGCACUCGUCGAACAACAGUGGGCGCAACAGCUAUUUCAACAGUCAUGCGCACGAGGGAGAGCUGCAAGUUCCGCGUAGCACGGUUCCGCGCCCCAACUCUGCAUAUACACUGGGCUCAGAACUGAACGUACAAGGUCGUACAGAAUCCCCACGCCUUUCAGUUUACGGGACCCCGUCACCUAGCGCAUCACCUAAUUCUCACGCCCGCCCCAUAUCGACGACCCGCCGUUCUCCCGACGUCAGACCAGAGUCAUCCUACAUUGAUCUAACCAACCUCCCGUACAAUCAGCAAGUUGCGCCUGCGACCAACUUUGGCAAUGCAGCUCUGCGGGGCAGUGUGGGGCAGAAUGCCUCGCUGCUUAACCAGAAGAAGACGCUGGAAAUGUACAGGGCGAACGUCAAGAAGACAGCAGAUACUGCAGUGCAAUACGAGUUUGCGCUUUUCAUGGUACAAGUGGCCCGCGAGCUCCUGGGGACGGAGAAUGGCAGUGACGAUCACGGCAUGAACCCCACAGACUUGUUAAAAGAAGCAAGACAGAUUCUCCAGAGAUUAGCCGACCGCAGCUAUCCAUUCGCACAGUACUACCUCGCAGACGGUUACGCGUCAGGCCUGUUCAACAAGGACAAGCCGGAUCACGAUCGGGCGUUUCCACUCUUUGUAGCUGCUAGCAAGCAUGGUCAUGCUGAGUCAGGCUUCCGUGCCGCACUUUGCUACGAGUUUGGUUGGGGCUGCCGCAAAGACUACGCCAAAGCUGUUCAGUUUUAUCGUGCUGCUGCAUCGAAGAACCAUCCUGGAGCCGCGACACGUCUCGGAAAGGCUUGUUUGACAGGCGAUAUGGGUCUACAGAACAAGUAUAGGGAAGGAUUGAAAUGGCUCAAGCGAGCUACCGAAUCUGCCGACUUCCAGUACAAUAUUGCGCCGUAUGAGCUUGGUUUGCUACACGAGACAGGCUUUGGAGACGACAUCUUCAAGGACGAGGUAUAUGCUGUGCAGCUCUUCACACAGUCUGCCGAAUUGGGUCAUCCAUUGGCUGCUUUGAAGCUGGGCGAAGCUUACGAACAUGGCUUGUUGCGCUGUCCCAAGGAUGCUGCGCUUUCCGUUCACUACUACAACUGCGCUGCUCAGGCCGAUAUUCCCGAAGCCAUGAUGAACCUUUGCGCAUGGUACAUGGUUGGUGCCGAACCAGUUCUGGAGAAGGAUGAAAACGAGGCGUACGAAUGGGCUAAGAAAGCUGCAGAGCAUGGUCUUCCAAAAGCCGAAUAUGCCUGUGGAUACUUUACGGAGAUGGGCAUUGGCUGUCGGAGAGAUCCUCUAGAAGCAAACGUGUGGUAUGUCAAAGCUGCAGAUUCCGGCGACGAGCGGGCAAAGCAACGUCUUGCCAUCAUUCAAGCUGCCGCAUCCGGGCAAUCACACGUCCCCCCAGCAAGCAACGACAAAGGCAAACUCAAGAAAGAAAAGCCCGGCAAGGAGAAGGAUGCCAAAGAAAAAGACGAGAAUUGUGUUGUCAUGUAG
Alternaria atra is the source of this 2046-nucleotide messenger RNA. RefSeq lists its product as uncharacterized. The transcript is spliced from 2 exons. Lineage: Eukaryota; Fungi; Ascomycota; Dothideomycetes; Pleosporales; Pleosporaceae. Bases 1 to 2046 code for a protein of 681 amino acids. Gene Ontology annotation, molecular function: protein binding. The record is from RefSeq and is a predicted model, not a curated record.